AUGACAUCUUUUCGUGUGAGGCCGUCGGUCUUGUGGUUGACAAGUGCCGACAAUCGCUCGACCAUCGACGUUAUGUUAAAGAAGCGUGCCUCGUGGUACACACCUUCAAUUGACGUACCAACAUCAAUCACCAAAUUACCGCAACGCAAGAAAUGA
This is a messenger RNA of Cavenderia fasciculata, 156 nucleotides long. RefSeq lists its product as uncharacterized. The record is from RefSeq and is a predicted model, not a curated record. NCBI's taxonomy places the organism in Eukaryota, Evosea, Eumycetozoa, Acytosteliales, Cavenderiaceae. The transcript has a single exon. Bases 1 to 156 code for a protein of 51 amino acids.